AUGGCCACAUUUGCAUCAUCAGCUAUAGCAAAAAAUCUAGCUGAUGGAGAAGCAGUCGACGAGUUGCCAAAAGCUAAGUAUGAACCAAAGAAGCUGCAUACGAAUGAAAUCGCUUCAUUAUUCGAUUUGAAGAGUGAGUACAUUAAAAAGAAGAAUGACAUCGUCAAGUCAGCCACCGGCGAGACCUACAGAUCCGGGAAAAGUGUGAGUUAUGGUGAUUUAGUUUAUUUUACAUUCUGGAUCCGUUUCUACGAGUUUCCUUUCCAGGAAAAAACAGAGCUCUAUGACAAGCUGUCCGAUGGUAGCCUAGUUCUGAAGAACAGUGACGGCCUGGAUGUAGAGUUUCUUGUUGACUUCAACGCAAAAGUGAAAGAAAGGCAAGAAAACCAAUUGUCGAAGGUCAGCUGUAUCGAUGGAAAACCAUCUACCUCUAGUACUCCCACUGAACGAGCUCCUGUUAUUGAACACUAUGUUCCAGAAGAAGAGAGAAGAGUAUAUGGUGUCUCACACAUGAAGUUCGCCUCAGAGGAAGAAAAGAGACAAGAACAGAUCAAAUCGCUUUAUGACAUGACUGCCGAAACAGAAAAAAUGCGGGCAAAGAAUAAGGCUGAGGCUGAGAAAAAGGCACGUGCUAGGAGAGAAAAACUCAACGCGUUACGGAGGAGAAAGGGUUUGCCAGAAAGGACGCCUUCACCUGAGCCGGAGUUACCUGAUGUUGACGUUAGCGAGAUACCUCUGCCUAUUGAGAAGCCCCUACAACUACGAGAGCAAAAGCCUGAAAGAGAGUGGGAUCGAGGCAAAGGCCGAUACAAUACAUGGAUACAAAAGCAACGAGAUGAGCGUGACGAAGAGUUCGCCCCACCCUCUUUCUACUAUCAAUAA
Angiostrongylus costaricensis is the source of this 882-nucleotide messenger RNA. The record is from the annotation of a GenBank genome assembly. Lineage: Eukaryota; Metazoa; Nematoda; Chromadorea; Rhabditida; Metastrongylidae.